AUGCUCUUCGCGAGACAGGGUUGGAAGACGUCGUUAUGUCGGACACUGACGUCGAUAUUAUUUGUAGGUCUGAUACUGUGGAAGCAAUGGGCAACAUUCCUGACAACGCAUGGUUCGCUGACCAAUAUUUCUCUACAUAAAUUGUUUGAACACACAGAAGAGGAUCCCGAUCGUACUGGUAGACCUAACUACGAUGUCCUCCUUCGUCAAUCCAGAUUGAUAAUUAAUGAAAUUGGACGACUGAGUAAAAGUCAAUUUUCCGAGAAUACCGCUUUCUCUCAGCUACUUCAGCAGGCAACUGUACAACUUUCAGCCAGGCUAAAUAUAUUUGAUCAACUGAAUGGCAGAAGAGAGAAAAGAUGCACUCGAAUGAAAUCGUUGAGUCUGCGACUACAAAGGCAAAUUUUAAAUCUACAGUAUCCUAGGCAUUGCCGUAAUAAGAAAAUAGCUCUUACAGAAAGUCGUAGGAUUUGCGGAUUUGGUUGCGUUUGCCAUCAUGUUGCAUACACUUUCGGAAACUCAUUUGCUAUGAAUCGCACUCUUCUCAUCAAGGGCAAUGUCUGGGGUGAUACCUUCCAACCAAUCACAUCGUGCGGAAAUUUGACUGCUGUUCAAAGCAAGGAGGCAGUGCAUAUGCCUUUUACCGAAUAUCUCAAUGGAGGACAAUUUGAUCCACCCGGACUUGCUGAUGAGUGGGCAACUGCAAUGGAAGACAUUCACGGUGCGCCCUAUGUCUGGUUCCGCGGCCACUUACUGUCCUUCCUUCUGCGUCCAAUUUGGUCCGCUGCCGAGACAGACCGUGGUCCCUAUGUCGGUGUGCAUGUUCGCCGAACGGACAAAAUAGUCACGCAGGAAGCCGGAUUCCACUCACUUUCGGAGUAUAUGGUUCAUGUGAAACGUUUUUUCAGACUCGUCUACCUAGCUUCCGAUGACCCCUCUGUUUUUACAGAAGCCAGAGAGCAGUACACAGACUACAUAUUCCUAGGAGACCAAAAAAAGGCCAAAACCUGGAGCGAUACGACCGAAGACGCCAUCAUGACAGAUAUUUUGGCUCUGGCCAAAUCAGACCUCCUAGUCUGUACUGCGUCGUCCAAUGUCUGCCGACUGGCCUACGAACUGAUGCUCGCUCAACAACCAGCCAAUGAUGAUGCGACCUUCAAUUCCCAGUCCCUUGACGUCAGAUUUAUCAGUCAUAGAAGUAGACAAGGACGGUGGAAAGUCAUCGCAGAUUUUAAGGACAACAACCUAGUAUUAGGGGAUUUGUAUUCGCUGUCUGCAAAUUCUUCUGAUGGAUUUUUGCGCUCCUUUUGCGCAUUAGAUGGAAAUUGUCACAAACAACUGAUACCCGCCUACUUAUUACAAGAGAUUACUCUUAGAUACUCCAAAAGGUAA
Messenger RNA from Dibothriocephalus latus, 1392 nucleotides. Lineage: Eukaryota; Metazoa; Platyhelminthes; Cestoda; Diphyllobothriidea; Diphyllobothriidae. The record is from the annotation of a GenBank genome assembly.